CGCAAAUGAAGUCGGCAGUUUCAUCGUCACUCUUUUCCAAUUCGAAGAAUCUUUUAAAACCUGAUCCUCUUUCUCUCCUCAAAUCCGUUUUUCUCCCUAAACCAUCACUAAGAUCGAUCGUGAAACUCCCAUCUUCAUCACUCUCAGGUCAAAGAUCCAUCUCCACUUCCAUCAUGGCAUCAUCUUUCAAACCCGAACAAGCUAGAGUCCCCUCUGCUCUCCCCCUCCCAGCUCCUCCGUUGACCAAAUUCAACAUAGGAUUGUGUCAGUUAUCUGUAACGUCUGACAAAAACAGAAACAUUUCUCACGCGAAAAACGCUAUAGAAGAAGCUGCUUCCAAGGGAGCUAAGCUUGUUCUCUUGCCUGAGAUUUGGAACAGUCCUUAUUCGAAUGAUAGUUUCCCGGUUUACGCGGAAGAUAUUGAUGCAGGUGGUGAUGCUUCUCCUUCAACCGCUAUGCUUUCUGAAGCUUCUAAACGUCUUAAGAUCACUAUCAUUGGUGGGUCUAUUCCGGAAAGAGUUGGGGAUCGUUUGUAUAACACUUGUUGUGUCUUUGGUUCUGAUGGUGAGCUCAAAGCUAAGCAUCGAAAGAUACAUUUAUUUGAUAUAGACAUUCCCGGGAAGAUUACUUUUAUGGAAUCAAAGACUCUUACUGCUGGAGAGACACCAACAAUUGUUGACACAGAUGUGGGGCGUAUUGGAAUAGGCAUCUGCUAUGACAUUCGAUUCCAAGAGUUAGCUAUGAUAUAUGCUGCAAGAGGGGCUCAUAUGCUGUGCUACCCAGGAGCAUUUAACAUGACAACUGGACCUCUCCACUGGGAGUUACUACAAAGGGCAAGGGCUACGGAUAAUCAGUUAUAUGUAGCGACAUGCUCACCUGCUAGAGAUUCAGGAGCUGGCUACACUGCGUGGGGACACUCUACACUCAUCGGACCUUUUGGAGAAGUUCUAGCUACGACUGAGCAUGAAGAAGCAAUUAUCAUAGCAGAGAUUGAUUACUCUAUCCUUGAACAACGAAGGACAAGUCUUCCAUUGAAUAAACAGCGUCGUGGAGAUCUCUACCAGCUCGUAGACGUACAGCGCCUGAACUCGACAUGAAUGUAGCAGAGUGUGUGUGUACAUCUUGAGAUGUUUGUCUUUUGAUUGUUUGAGAGUCUUUGGUUACUUGCAAACUUGUUAGACAUGUCAGCUCUCUGCAACUUUGUAGAGAUGAAAUAAAUAAAAACAUGAUGCUUGAGUUUAAGUUGAACAAAAUAAAAGAACUUCUGCUCAAAA
Eruca vesicaria subsp. sativa (arugula) is the source of this 1274-nucleotide messenger RNA. The record is from the annotation of a GenBank genome assembly. NCBI's taxonomy places the organism in Eukaryota, Viridiplantae, Streptophyta, Magnoliopsida, Brassicales, Brassicaceae.